AUGCACCCCACUCGGAAACAGUUCGUCAGAUCCCUCGAAGUUCACUUGGGACAGCAAAGCACAGAGACGCUCGAAUACAUCGCGUCCUACCAGAAACUCACAUGGCGAAGCAUCUGCGUGGAAAGUGUCACUGUCUCUCCAAAUGUAUCACCACGAAAGACGGCAACCAGAAGGGCAGUCGACGUGCAGUCCAAGCGAACGUUGGAUAUCAUGUCCACGGCAACAUUGAGUGAUCUUCGCGUUGUUUUGAGUAUUAUGGUUGGCGGCAACGCACAUCCUCGUUCCAUCCCAUCCACCACCGGCGGAAUGUCGGCGACUUCACCGACGCACAAGCCAACAAACGGUGACGUGGACUUUGCAUUUUGCCGCAACAACGACAUCACCCACAUCAUUCCCGUCUUGGACGAACAGUCCAUUGCCGUUCAGGACAUAUUGCAGCAAGGCAACGUCGUGUACGUGCUGUACAUGACUACGAAGAAGCAAAAAAGUCCUCUAAUCAAACCCCGUCGCCUGCACUCCGCUGCAUCAUCUGCGUCUGGACUCGACGAGCCUCCCACGUUUGCCAUCACAAAUACCUUUAGCGGGUAUUCCUUGAACGCAGACAUCUUCCUUCGCGGGGAUGGGCUGUCUAUGUCGCUGAAGGACAUCGUCGACACCAGAACAUCUGUCGCCGCGGUGGAAUUGAACGCCGACAACGGCGCUGUGCAUGUCUCGCUGAAUGCCCAGGAACUGGGCGAGAUAGUCGGGUUCAGCGAUGACACGCUGCUCAUCAUGAUGUCCAACAGCAAGAAUCAGCGCACGAUCCUCCAAAAGCUCUUGGCGAAGAUGACACUCCAUGUCGACGAAUCCACAAAACUGGUGCACGUGACAUUUCCGUCCGACGCUGUCACAGCCCCGUCGCCGUUGAUUGCGAUCCAAAAAGUGCCGUCGAUGCGAAAAUCGGUCGUGCCCUCUGUCGCACUCCCUCCAUCUUCGUUGAAAAAGCAACCGACGCCGCCCCAACUAGAUCCCAUCGAAGAAAGGCCCCCCACAGCAAUGCCUGCAGUGUCUACGCGCCACGUCCAUGCGCCAUUCAUCGCCUCGUCAACCAAGCCAGAGUUGGAGCACAGUUCGACCAAGUUGCUCAAACAAGCCGACAACGUUGCUCUCGAACAACCCGAGGGCUCGACCAGUGCCGCUCCGACCUCCCCAACUGUGGCCCCGCCGCUCACGUCAGACUUUGACAAGGCGUUUCUCGCCGUGUUGGACUUUUUCACGGCGUCGGCUCCCGCCACGUAUUCGCUCGUCGCGUACGACGAGCUGGUACUGUCGUUUGGGGUAGAAGCGUCGGGAUGUGUGUCGAAAAUGUCCAAGUACCUUUUGCACGCCCGAGAUGCGCUCAAAAAAGUGCUCCUGCACUGCAUCAUUCAGCACGCCAAUAACAACAAUAACCACCACACCAGCCACUCCACCACAGGUCGUCGAUCUCUUGGCGCAUCGCCGACCGUCGGCCGUGAAGACGACGACAUGGCGACGCUGUUGCGCUACUUGUGGCGGGGGCUCGGCCACUGCGUAUGGCGUGAAGUUCGCGACGAAAUCUUUGCGCGUUGUCGAUUGGACCCUAUGACGAGACUGGGGGUGUUGCAGAGCAAACUGGGCAACCCCGAGGCCUUUUCAGGCUUCAAAGACGAGCCCGACCGUGCAUACGCCGACGAAGUGACCGUGGCCGUGCACUGCGUUCUCUUGUGUUUGGAACCGCACGAUGUCAUCUCAAUCGACGCCACCAGCGUGUGGAAACUCGUCCAGAUCCUCGGGCUCGUCGAGUUCAAAACGUUUCGUAAAACGCUCAAACGUAUCGAAUCAUUUUGUCGGAACCGCGUGCUGCCACCGCACGUUCGACGGCGUCUCAUGACGUGGAUGGCCCUCCCUGCGUUCGUGUCGGUUGUGGACCGGAAGGACGAAAGUCUGUACGGCGUGUCGCUGCUGAGAAAGCUCGUGGCGAUUGUCGUCGAUGCCACCGACUUGGACUUGGUCCAGCCGUCCAGAUUGGCCGAGUGUUUGAAUCUAGCGUCCGCAACCAAAGUGUCGACCACUGUCCACGGGAUCACGGGCGACUUGGUCAAGAUAUGCCACAAGUGGGUCGAAUUGCAUUACCACCACCAUCCACCAACUACUACCUCCAUCUUGGUCCCCGAGUUUCAAACGAUGGUCAAGAACAUGGACGAGAUUCGAUGUGCCCACAUUGAAGCAACUUGCACCCUCGUAGCCAACCAGGACGCAGCUGCCAUGCCCAUGGCCUUUCGAUGGUACCUUCCACCCAUCGCCACCACAAGCCAAGACAGAUAUUUCUUCGUUGGGGAACACGACGCAGCACUGGAAUUUACAUUCGUGUACACGUCGACCAGUGCGCCUGUUCAAGUUCAAUUCAACACGAUGGGGGAGCCCACGUUGGCCCUUGAUGCGUUGGACCGGCUGCUUUUGUGUGCGCUGUCGACAUGGUACUCUGUCACAUCCAGGCCAAACGAAGCGGCGUCCCACGGCGACAUCGCCGUGGGCUUUGGAAUCAACUUUUGUUUGUUUUCAGCGCUGGAUUCACUGGGCCACUGUUGGUACUUGGAAGACGUGUUGAAAGCCGCCUCUAUCGACAAAAUUGGCAUUGGCUCGGGCGUGUCUGAGGACGGGACGCGCGCGGUGCUAGUGUUGCGACUGUACGGUGUCGCAUGGCGAAAGGCGACACACAUUGUGAUGAAAGAACCCAUUCAUUUUUUGCUCUGGCUCAAGUACAUGGCUGAGGACGAGCUGCACCAUGCCGUGCGACUCGGUGCCAUGUGCAUUUGCGAGUUGCUCCUGAGUAAGGACACGUGCAAGUCCAUUUUGCCCUUGGUCACAAUGAAAACUGCGACAUCGUUGACGCUUCCACUGGGGUUGGCCGCAGAUGUGUACGAGAUGCUCGUGUUGAGUUGGCAAGUACCGCCACAACUUUGGAUGGACAAGGCAAUAUCGUUGUCAUCACAGCCACCACCUCCACCUCUAUCGUGGCAUUUCCCAUACAUUUUGGGUUUGAUCUCCCAAGCCAAAAUGUACGCGCACUUCACCGUCAAGAUUCUCGAGUGUUUGUACAGCUUGUUGGCAAGCCAAUCCCACGCUCACUAUAUGGCCGGGCUCAUGAGUCAGCCGACCAUCCACAAUACCACCGACGACAACAACGGAGACAUGGUGGAAUUGCUGGCGAAAAUGACGCUCGAUGUGCAUCAGCCCGUGCGCGUUCUGGACCUGGCACAGCGAAUCCUCCUCGAGUGUCUCCUUCAUCCCCUCCUUGGUACGCCACUGCGCAUUGCGCGGCUAUUUCCUCGCAUUUCAGACAACCAGCUGGGCUUUCGACGGUCAAGCAAGCCUGCUCCGCAUGGCGACAUGAGCAUUUCACCCAUCAAGUGUGUGCAUCUGCUAAGUUUGGACAUUCUGGGAAAGCUGGCCAUUGCCGUGGACACGUUGAUGGCAAACAGUCCUGCUUGGUCUUCCGAUUUGGACACGCUCCAGUUGCGCUUUCUGUGUGUGCUGGCCACGACUGGAGGGGGCAUGUGGCUGUCGAAGAACGUAGCUGUUGUUAGCUUGGUCGUAGCAUGCAUCCACAACUCCAAGUCAUCUCCGCUGGUGUGUGUACUAGGCGGCCGAGUUCUGCAAACGCUGAGCUGUGUCUUGUCCAGCGACCAAGACCCUCGCUCCGUUCCCACCGAUGCACAGACACAGCGACAAUUGAUCCACUCGAUUGGCAGCUGUGUGCAUUUUCACAACGACCAGGUCGGCAACGCCGUGGCGGUAUGUGCCAUAUCGGCUCUUGCCAACCUGUUCCCCGUGGCUCCGUGGGUCCACUGGUGUUUUGAGGCUCUACAGUCCUUGUUUCAAUGUGCUUCUACUCCAAGUUGGUCGUCGUACCUGCAUUGCAUGGUGCCGUCCGCCCCACUCGAUCGCAUUUGCCACUUGUUGACCGAGCAGCAUCAAGCGGUACAAAAAUGCUACUGCAAAGGCGCGAUGGAUGGCAGCGCACGGCGUCGCAUCGUCCGCAAAACUGCGUGUACGUUCACAGCGUCGAUCCUUCAACUCGUAAUUCAACCCCCCACUUCACUUUCCCACGUGGAAUACAUCCGAAAGGCCAAAGCCAAAAAGAUCCAGCAAAGCCUUCUCAAGUGGAUGUACGUCAAGCGCAAAACCCGAGGGUUCCUCCCCGCGGCCAUUCAAUACCUCAAAUGUCCCUCGUGUUGUCCAGUCUCGUCGUGCCUCGCGACGUUGCUCGUGAUGGCGUGUGGGUUUCAAGUGGACGCCAACACUAGAAAACCGUCCAAACUGUCUGGAGUGACCCCGGCGUUCCAGCUGUCGUUGUUUCAAUUCCUCAACCAGUUGUGGCAUCACCGAGAGCUUGUCGUGCACGCUAGCAAUGACCUCAAGAUUCCGUUUACGUACUUGGUCUUUAGCUCACACAGUGACGCCGACAUUCGCUUCGAAGCGCUCAAGUCGUUGUCGCUCGUGACGUGGCACUAUCCCCCCGUGAUUCACUUUAUCAGCCCUGCCAUUGUCAAGGCCCUCUGGGGUGCCAGCUACUUUGGGGCCGUUGGGGGCACGUGGAUAGAAGACGUCCUGCACAAAUCCCUCGACUCGUAUCGAAAAUGCAUCGGCCAACACCUUCCAGAGAUCCAAAACGCGCUCAAUUUCUUUGCCCUCGUGUCCAUCGAUCCUCGCCUCGCUGGUCAUUUGACCCGGGCAUUUGGGUUUGUGUGGAAACUAGUGUAUACGUGGGUUUCGUCAGACAAGAGCAACGAGCUGGACGAAGCGCUGUGUGUAGCGUUCAUCCUCGUGCAAAACAUUCUCCUCAACAUCCCCGUUGGCGAUUACUUCAAGUUCAACGUCCCAGUGAAUGACUUUGUGGCAGUACUUGCCUCCAAGAACGUCCGUGUUAAGGCGGGGCUGUGUGGGGUGUUGUGGGCGAUGGCAUUGCGAGAAGACGGCAGGAGUAGCCUUUGCAGCAGUUCCGACCGCACGUCGUUGCUAGUAGCGUUGACCAUGUCAGUGUUCAAUUCGUUCACAGGAACGAGUGACACAUCCUCGUCGGUGGACCUGCACAUGUUGUUGUACAAUGGCCUCGGCGCACUGGCAUGUAUGGCGUUAGAUCCAAAGCUCUUGCGCGAACUGAUGCAAGCAAAAGCUAACGAACCUGCAUGUGCCCUGGCUGCGUGGAUAAAAACACGAAGACAACACCACAAUCAUCGUCAUCACCCCACCACGGCCUCGGUCGACAUGGAUUGCUCGUACUUUGGGGGGAUGGAGACUCUCCUCACGACACCAGACAUGCCAUCGCACGUCCGCACACGAAUGAAGCAACUUAAAGUCAUGCAUGAGUACGGCGUCGGCCCCGAGUUAGGUUUCCGCGCCGUCGCGAUCUCCUCGCUAGACGACAAAUUUCACGUUCAGUCGACCCGGCUUCUGGCCACGCUUCUUGUGGUAGUUGAAACCAAACUGACCUCGGAAUGGCAAAUGCUGCUGGCGUCGUUCGCGUUCGUGUCCAACACGACCCUGUCCAUGUUUCUUUGCGCCGUGCUGCCGACGCUGCUUCGACUCGAUAAGGGUCGCGCCAGUGUGAUCUCUCCAAUUGUCAUUCAAAGCCUCUGUGCAAUCAUCACACGUGAAAAGGCGACGGCGGCUUUGCAGUCACAUGCCAUCCACGCGCUCGGUCACUUGUCCGUGUUGUCCAGUGCUGCCAAGAAAGAGAUCGAGGGCCUCGAGCUAUGCAAAAACAUCUCCAAACUGCCACCGGCAGUGCAAAGUGAAGUUGUUCACAUGAUAGCGUUAUCGACGAAAAACCCAGCUUCUGGACCGACGAUUAUCCACGAAUCCCAAGUGUACGACAUCGUGGGAGCUGUGAUUCAGCGGCGCGAUCGCGUCAAGAUUUGGCAAAGCAACGUGGCAGACUGGUCCCCGAUGUUUCUUGACGACAAGGAACUGAACGCGAGCCUCGAAACGGCCGUGGUCAAGUACUUCCGUCGCCCGGUGGAGCUAGUACAGCUGUACAGCGCCGUCAACAUUGCGCCAUCGACUGUGAAUUUCCCCUUGACGAUUCUGCAGCUGCUGGGCGAAGUACUCCACGAAAUGCCCCACUUACAGCAACGAAUGUUAAAAGACGCUCAAGAGUUGACCCUCGAGCUGUCUCAAACCCUGUGCAAGUGGACGUGCCAUCCGUGCACUUUUCAGCUGCAAUGCUCUACUACAGACUGCAUUGCAGUGUAUCUGGACGUGAUGCGCUAUUGUCUCCAUGUGGACAACCCAAGCCUCAUCGACGACAUCACUGCGAUACUUGUGGCAGUGCUGUCCAAUCAACCGACCCAUACUGACUUCAACCACGUGAUUUCGUACUUGCUCCAAGAAGAGCAUGGAGUGGUGCACAUGUUGCUGCACUUUUUGUCCAAUUGCGAUACCUUGAAACGAUCCACCACGAUACAUGUGCUAACGUUGCUCCAGCAAUUGUUCACGGCCAGCGAGUCUGCGCUGUCGUUUCUCCAGACGUUCUCGUCGAACGAAAACACUUGUGGCUUUCUGAGUGUUCUGCACGUUCUCAUGAAUUGGCCUGAUCACCAUCACUCGGACUUUUCAACGCUAGCGUUUGGCGUGCUGCACUCCAUGUUAAAGUCGACGGAGAAUCGAAAGCUGUUGUUGGCCAAGCUCGUGCCUGACAAUCCAAUGCACCCUGACCGGUCCACUGGUGCAGCGUUCACCAAGUACAUGUUGGAAGUGUGGAGCUACAUUUCGUUGAAAGACAAAGCCGCGAGGGUAACAGACCGGCCCAAACUCAUGGGGUUGUGCCUCUUGGCAUCGCAAAUCCUGUGUGAUUUGUGCUACGAAGUCCGCCGCAGCUGCUCAAACGAAAGUAGCAGCUUUGUGUCCAUCUUAUUUGGUGGCGAGUCUAUCUAUGUAUCGCACUCGACGCUCAGUCACAUCGUGCAGACGUACGUUGCAUGUAGUUGCGACGACCGGUUACUGGGGGAGUUCGGUCACGCCAAUGUUAGCAUGGCUCAAAUCGAGCAACUUCGGUAUUGGCUCAGUGCAGCGUUGGCCCAUUUGGCCGGGAAUGAAAACAUCCGGCAUUCCAAGGACAUGAUGCACUUUGUCGACGCUGCCACGUCACGCUCCAUCACGAACGAAUCUCACGUGGGCAUUCAAUUCAAUUUGCUCCACAUUUACAACGCCGUGCUGUGUGUUCCAGCGUUGUUUCGCACGAUUGUAUACCGGCAAAACGUGUUUACCACAGCCAACGUUGACAAACCCAUGCUUUUGCUGUUGGGGCAGUACAUUGCUCACCCUCACAACGUCGAGCUUCGGUGGGUAGCGGCCGAAUUCGCGGGCAAAUUCUGCUUUGAAGCGACGCUAGCGAUUGAAAAAGCGUUCCUAGUGCAGUCGGCCGAUUGCCCCGACUCUUGCUUCUCCCCCACGUUCGACAAGGCCAUAUUCACCGGUUCGGCGUCGACAUUGGAGCUCCACGCCCGACUAUGUCAUAUUGAAGAUGGCAUGCCAAUGUAUCCGCAAGUGCAUACCGACACCGACGUACCUCUGCCACUUGUGCCUGGCAGACGGCUCGUGCACGAACUGCUGUCGACUCUGUUGACUCUGGUUGGAUGCGAGACAUCGCCGUUUGAAACACACCACGUCGCAAGGUUUAUCAUCCAAACCAUUCAUAUCCUGCGACAAGGUUCGUCGAAACAACCAAUCAUCGCGCCGGCCAUGAUGGCGCAGCUCGUGGUGGCCAUUGAACAUGCACGAGGAGCCAAGUUAUCGUCGCUCUUGCAUAUGUUGGAGGAGCUUGUGAACGUGUCCAGUGAGUACAAGGCGCACCUGCUGGCGCUGCAUCUCACGCACGCGCUGGCGAUUUGUUUGACUGGUGCGACAGAGUCCAACCACAAGGAUCACGACACGCUAUCGUGUCUGACAUUUGUAGCGAGUCUGCUGCGGCACGACACCAGUGUCCACACGUUUAUUGUGCAAGACAAGCGGCUUCUACGCCAUAUCUUUUCCCUCUUGCAGCUCCGGCUGACGUUCAAUCCAGACCUCAACUGCAUAUCGUUGUCUAGUCCAAACGACGAUACUUCAGCCAUGGCCGUGCUGGUCGCGGCGGCGAAUGUGCUGCGCAUGGUCAGCUCCACAAACCAAGAAGCGUGUGUGCUGUUUCACGACCUUGAAUUGGACCUCCCCCAGAACAACCAAGUGACUCCACCUAUCACGACCACAGAUGUAUCAUUGCCCAAUGACCGGCCGAUUCUGCGGACGAUCUUGGACCUCCUGCUCGCGUCAGCCGACUCGAACAACUACCCACUUGUGCUGUCGUUGUUGGGUAUUUGCCUGCAUUUGGCUGAAGCGAACGGCAUUUACGUCGUCGUGCGACUAUGUGGCCACGGCGGCAUCCUCGUGCUGUUCGAUCUCAUGUUUCACGAGUGCGUCGAUAUCAAACACAAAAGCGUGCAGUUGCUUCGGCUGCUCAUCCUCCAAUCCGAAAAGAACGUCCUACCAGCCCCGCCAAAGCUGUUGAUUUUGCAUCAAAGUGCAAUGACCCAGUCAGCAGCCAAGCUCGAUCGAUACGCUUCCAAGUCCACCCGGUCCCUCGCCCCCCCUCCAGGUCGCCGCCCGACUGCCGUGCAUAAAACCGGCAAACCUCUGCCCCCUUCACACUUGAUCGACGAUAUCGACACGGUACCCGUCGAGUCUGUUGCGUUGAUUUUGGGUCGCAUCGUGUUCGGCGGGCUGUUUCCCAUGUACGGCCGGCGGUUGGAAGAUCUGACGCUGGGUAGCCACGCGACGCAACUCGAUUACAUUUGGCUCGAAGACAUGCUUCGACGGCUGGUUGUGUUUGGCCUCCUCGCCCCCGCAGAGCUGCAAGUUGUCAGCCGAUGCAUGACCAUCCAACGCUUCUUGCCCCAUCGAACCAUCUUGACAGACCCAGGGCUCCACGUCAUCACCAGCGGCAAAGUACACUGGCACCUCGCGACAACGAACCAAGAAGUGUCGUGUACACUGGAAAAGGGCUGCAUCGUGGGGAUGUCCACCUGCGACGAGGGUCGGAAUUCCUCUGAAAACGCUGUGACCAUGUGUGCAGUAGUCACGCUCGUUCUAAGCAAGCACGACUUGGACCAUGUCCUGCCUCGGCCAAUCCAAGCCAAACUCAAAGCAGCCAUAUGCCACGUGUCGACCGCAUUUUCUACCAACCACCAUGCGACAGGAACCAGCCAAACCUCCUACUUGGCGCUGCUUCGACGCAAAGCUAUGGUCGGGUUGCAGCAAAAGCAGCCUCAGUAUGACAACCAACCGUCCACGACAGCGGACGACGUGUGUGAUUUGGUCGCAAGCAUGUGCUCGGCCUUGUCUAAAGAAUCAUCCUCCCGCGUCAACGUGUGGAGCGUAGUGCAAGCCAUCCACGAUGUCACACAUUGGUACCCACCGCGGCCAGCGUUGAUCCGGUCCCUUGUCUACUUGAUGCAUAGUGUUUUAUCACCACAACCCACACCGUCAAGCCACCAUUCGAUGAUUUUACUCCGGCUGGGACGGUCUCGUGGCGCAGACGGCGCGGCCUUUGUCGCACAUGCGACAUGGGGCAUGCCACCGUCAGCUACAGACGGCGACAUUCCGUUUCUCAAUCGCGCGUUUUACGUCCUCGUGCAGUUUGCAUCGUACCACUGCCCAGAAAAAGCCGCGUGCAGUCGAUCUUCAUCGAAAUGCUACUGCACGUUGACCGCGCGACGGAUCAUCUUGCAGCACAUCCGCCUGCCGCUGUUCCGCGAUACGAUGCUGCUCAUGGAAACCAGUCCGAUUCGAAUCGACCACGAAAACGUAUUUGCCCUGUGCUGCCACCUCUGGACCAGUCAACGUGGCAUGCCUUUGGCCCAGUACUUUUCCACCCUUCCCCAUCGAUUGCUUCAUUCGUUUUUCCGAGAUGCCAUCCAUUUCGCACACGAGUCUGCAUUCGCCAGACGAUUUCUCCACAAAGCCUGUCGGACGUGGCACGUCCGCGGCGUCGUCGCCUGCUUAACGGCAGACCCCUUGAUAUCGUCACCCCCCUGGUUGUCCCAACAAUUGAAACUUUUGGACCAGCCCGCUCAACUCGAGUCGCUUGGUGCCGUGGAGUGCCUCAUCGGUAUCGCGACUUGCAGUUGUACUACUACUACCAACGCCACUCUGAUUUCGACGGUGUAUGAUCAAUUGAUGUACCAUAUUACUACCACGCUCAACACACUUUGCCUUGGGCUGGAGUCCACCCCCGUGAAAAUCCAACUUCGAGCUACUAGAGCACUCUCCAUGCUCUGUUCGACAUCAUGUCCGUCCAAAGAAGAACCGCUGCGAUCUAGCGUUCGUGGCCAUGCGUCGCUGUUGCAAACCCUGGUCCGAAUUUACGCCAACACCAGCCACACUUUAGCAUUUACCACGUGCGCGGCGUGUUCCAUGCAGUCCACUGUUGUGCCGUGCUUCCGAUAUGAAGCUCACUUGCCCUACGGCUUGAAAUCGCUGGUUUUCAACAUCGCUAACACCCUUGGCUUUGUCCUAUGGCCGUCGGGCGACUCAGCAUCACUGGACUUACUGCACCCAACCAUGCGAUACAUUCACUUGUUGCUGGAAGUGCCAGCGUUAGACUCAUCCCUGCAGGAAACGAUGACGAGUCUGUGCAAACUGUGGCGAACGAUGGUGGCCUGCAUAGACCACAACGAAAUGGCGUACGCACUUCUGCAGUCACUUGAAAUUGCGUACCGCCAAGAGUAUUCGUUUGGAAUGCGCUCGCUGCUGCCCCUUGUCACAGCCCUCCCAUUGCCCACGUCGUCGCAGCAAAACCCACUUACAAACAACCUGCGACGCACCCUGGUAGAACUGAUCAUGGCCAUCAUGGCCGUUCCUUGUUGGAAUACGCAGCAUCUAUGCGCCAAUGCCCUUAUGCACUUGAGCCAGUGCGAGUGCUGUGUCCGCGCCCUCUCAUGCGACCAGCAUACGAUGCAAAUUUCCCAUCUCCUCGUACAUGGCGUUGGCCUGCACAGUCUUUUGACAGUGUCGGCGGCACUCUGUCGCAGCAAAUCCACAAGACAUCGCCUUUUGUCAUACCCUCAUUACACUGACUUACUCAUCAGCUUCCUGCCACGGUUGCAACGACAUGCGAGUCUUGUGAAGGCUGGCUACAUUCUGUGGAAGCUAUGGAAGACCAAUCCACCAGAACUGACCAGUCAAAGUUCAUUCAAGCCCGUGGCUCCACUAUUUUUCAACCUGCUUGAUGAGACGGUGGCGUGGGUGGAAACUGAUGACGACUCUCGCGUACGAGUAACGUGUGGGGCAGGUGUGCUAGCCCAGGUGUUAGCCGCUUCCAUGACUUGUCGUUGCAUCGAAUCAACCUCGCUCCACCACGUCGUUCGAUUGUGCUGGUCCCAUCUCUCUAGGAUGCAUCAAGAACCCAAACAACUGGUCCAGUUGCUACGUUGUAUGAAUUUGAUAUUCCAACAAGGCAGCAACGAGUACGUCUGCGGCGUUCCCGUCACUAGCGAGCAGAUCGCCGGCCUAAUCGAGAUUGCAUCAUCGCACGAGGACCUUGGCUCGUCGAAAUUGCACGCAGAAGUGGCCACAUUUGCAACCAAAGUGCUGCAGCAUCACGGAAACCGUCACGUCCUUCGCACCAUCGUCGGCGGGUCGAAGGUAUGGGCUACGUUCUUACCAGCCAUGUUUGGCCAACCCAGACACAACCAAUUCCUCGCCGGUCGCCUCGCGUUCGAGCUGUGUCGGGGCCACCUUGAAAACAGCGUUGCAUUCAUACAAAACGGCUUGCUUGUAGCCGCAGACAACGUUCUUUCAGACUUGACCAGCUUGGACGACCAAAGGAGCAUCCGCAUAGCUGACUGCCUGGCUUGCGUGAUUGGUCGCGUGGUGCUGUUUGCGGAAUCCCGCCAGCAUAAACAGACUGUUGUUCAGACUUGCGGGUUACGCCAUUUGAUUGAUAUGGUGCUCCAAAACCAACAAGUGGAGACCUCUUCUAUACACCACCAUCGCACGCCGCCUUGGGUUCAUUUGGUGUGCAGUGCAUUUCGAGCGAUGAACCGCCUGGUUCGCGUGUUCCCCCAAACGAGAUCCGACUUCUACCCCGCGAUUCUUUGCGACCGACUCGUACCUUGGUUGGUGCCCCACCGACAAGCGUUUGCAGCGUAUUGUACGGCACUUCGCUUGACCUUUUCCAGCACACUCGAGCCCAAAGCAGCCGACGCGUGCCACGAAAUGGUGCUGCACCAGUUGAUGCAAGCGCUGGCAACGGAAACAAUGUCGGCGGCUUCCCGCAAGGUGGCGUGGAGGCUUAUCUCGGCUCUGGCUAGCCGCGUGUUUGUAGAAAUAGACAGCAAUGUGAUGAUUGAAAUCAUCGAUCACGAAGUCCACAUGACCCCCCUGGGCAUCGUUCAAGCCCUGGGACAGUGUCGGUUGAGUGCGCCGCUCGUCUUGCUUGGCUACGUGUCCAUUGAACUCCACACCAACAUGACCUUCCAGCGCCUCCACCGUUGGAUCGCCAUUGCUGCAUUUGCCAGCCAGCAUGUCACGUCCACGUCGUGGCAGCUGGAUCUGUUUAUCAACAACAUCUGCGACACCGUGGCCACGCUCCUCGACAGCGCGUCUAUUGUAGACCAAUCGUCGGCAGCAUACAUCAUCGCGACGUUGUGCAGCUACGCAUCCUCGGCUGCGACAGCGUUCGCGUCUACGAUUCCAGACGUGUUGGAGCGCUUGACCCAGGGUAUCAUCUACCAACUGAAACACGGCCACUCAGCCGUGUAUGCAAGCAAGGCCGCGGUCUGUAUCAUGGCCACCCGUGAAACCAGCGACUCAAAGGACGAAAUCGACUUGGAAGCCAGGUUGACCCUCUUGUUUCCGCUGCUGUCCAAGGCCCUGUAUACGGCUUUGUCGAAAAAUAGACUGCCGCUCGCGCUCACGUACCUGGACGUGACAUUUGAGAUCCUGCACAUUGUCACAGCGCACAAUCUCUCGUCCAAGAGCGUGUACAGUAGCAUCUUGAACCAAUACCUCGUCGCAAGUCUGUCGAUAGCCAUCUUAAAGCAAACGCCCCUGCCCAUCCCCCUCAAGUCGCUCAUGUGUUCGUCGAGAUUAACGACGUUGUGUCCAGAUAUCCCUCCCUUUAGUGACCUGAGUCAGUCCAAGUUGCUCCAAUUGGCCACGUCGUUGCUGCGGUUGCUCAACGUGUACGCGAUGUCAUGUGACAUCUUUGGUCCCGAACCAAUCGACCACAGUAAUACUACAGUCAUCACGACGGACCAAUACUGGAACUUUUUGCAUUGCUUAGCCACUCUAUUGCACCCGCGAUACGCAUCGACGCUCCUGUGUGCAUCGUUUGUGCAAGUCAAGAUCCACCACCACUUGGUCGGUCUGUUGCAGUUGCUACAGUCGUGGCCCCAGUUGCUGUCCCAGUUGCUUUUGAUUUUGACCAACUUGUUUGCUUGUUACCCGCCCUGCCGAGUCGUCCCCCUCGACUGUGUACGAGAUAUCAUGCAGCACAGCUCUCAGACAGACGAUAGCGUCGUGGCUGGACAUGCGCUCAACGUGUUGUGGCAUUUGAGUCGCUAUGAACCGAAUCGCGAGACCCUUUUCAAUGACGUGUUGGCGUCCAUCCAACGCCAUCUGGACAGGAACAGUUGCAGCGUUGGAGUCGAAGGCUGCUUUGGUCUGCUGGCAGGGAUGGCUACGACGUCAAGUCGAUUCGAGGCGUACUUGUUAACCCCAGGAAACGAUAUCCAAUGGGCAAAUCGAUUCCUCAACACUGUGGUUGGCAGUGGCGGAGCGACCAUUGUGUCGAGCCAGUUUUGCAAAUUCAUGCGAAAUUUGGCCUACAACGCAUCUUACGUGCACGUUGUACGCGGCAGUUCCUUGCUCUCGACAACGUUGAUUGCAUGUCUCGAGUUUCCGUGCUCGAAAACGGCCUUGUAUGCGAGCGAAUGCUUGACCAAGGCGAACCUUCCACUGCCGCUGAACACGGCAAUAUUGAAGUCACUUAAUGUGCAUCUACGCUAUGGACUGAGCCCCACAUGUGGCCAGCAUGCCAAGGAUACCAUCCAUAUGACACAAGGAACCCUCGCGCGUCGGUGUGUGCGUGAGAUGCUGUCGCUCACCGCCAACACAUUGCAGCCGCCUUCAACACUGACAAACUACUACCGACCAAAACAACUAACCCACUCCAAGGACACGUUCAAUCUGCUCCUGCGGAUAGCCCUCCAUGGCCCCCAAGAGGACCAGGUACUCGCGCUAAAAGUCGCGCGAUUGUAUUUUGAUUCCGUGCGCUGCGAAGUGGAGUUCUUUACAGGCACCCACUUUGUGUUGGAGAUGGCGGUGGCGUGCCUGGCGUUUCGACGGCAAGAAUCCCUAGACCAAGUGUUGGGCUUGUUUGAGUCCAUCACACGCAGCCGAGGCAUCCAAUACGUUGUGCUAGACAAUGACGUGGCACUCUGUUCGAUCGUGAAGCUACUUCGCCACACAAACGCGGACCGGGUGUGGCGAAUCGUCUACAACUUAUCUUGCGCACAAAAAAGCCAAGGGCGAAUGUUGACGGCGCUCACCGAGUUCAUCCUGGCUACAGCUUGCCCGUGUACUCCUGACGAGCUGGUUGUGACUAGACUCAUGUGCAGCACCCUGGCGCAGCUAGUCACAACGACCGAGUGUCUGCCUUGGCUGAAGAGCAGUCUCCACGUGUGGCUACAGGCCAUGGCGCUGUCGAGGGACUCGGAAAUUCUACGUCAUCUAUGCCAGGUGCAGCGUAAUUUGAUUGGCAUCGGCGCAGGCAGCCACGACGUCUUGGCGUUCGAGCGUAUUUUGGACGACUUGCUUCCGAUCUACAGCACGUGUCCAAUGUCAGAGAGUCCGUUGCUGACGUCGCAGUUGGGCUGUACGUUAAACGAGCUGUGUGCUUUGCUCUUGAGCUUUUACAAAGCCGAAACGAACAACAUGUUUGCCGGUUUUCAGCUCCAAGCCACCGAGUCCAUCCACACACACCGCCAACCUCAUGGCAUCAAGAAGAAGGUGCGGCUGUGGCAGCACAAGUGGGUGUACUGCCGGGGCGAGCCAACAGAGUCCCCACAUGUAUUUAUCAAAGUUCUUCAAGUGUGGACCGCUGCCUGCGCCCAUGCUUAUGCGAAAGUGGCACAAGAGUGCUUGCAUGCCAUAUUCACGUUCUUUGCGAUGGUGACAGCCGACAGCUUGAGUGGGUGCUUCUUGAUCACCGAUCCGUUGUCCAUGGCGUUCAUUCUACGCCAACUGGCUCGGUGCACGACGUCCGACAUCGAGUUGGCUAUGACCACCUUGAAAACAUGUGCCAGCGUCCGUAUGAUCGCGACGAAAUUCGCGACCCGGAGCUGUGCAACUUCGUCACAAACAGCAGCGGGAAGCGACAGCAUGCUGGAGUUGCUGUGCGGUGUCGCAGGCCACGUCGUGCGGUUAGAAAUGGCCGCGGGAGGUCCGUGUGCCGCCCACAACCCCGCGUUCUCGACGUUUCUCACGUGUCUGUCCAUGUUGAGUGAAAACUGCAUGUUCCUGCGCGCCGACUUUCUCACUACCCGUCGCGACACGUUUGGCCUGGUCAAGUUGCUCGUGUACUUGCUCCAUCGAGGCCGCCAGUCGGCAUCAACUCUGUCGCAUAUUGCGGCUAAGAUCUGGAUGCGGCUGGCUGCGGUCGCCAAUAUUCGGCACGUUCAGAAGCUUCUCCAACAAACAGCGUGCGAUUUGUGCUUGACGGACGAAGAUGUCGCCCAUGCGCUGAUUCUGGCACUGUAUUCGACCCUGUUUGAGUUUGACAUGCAAGUCAACGUCCUGGUUCGAGUGGUGCAUUCGGUGCUGGUGCGCAUGGUAACCCACGGUCGCAUCGACAAGGGCACCCCGACGUUCUUGCGCGACAACGGAUUGGAAAGUAUGGCCGUAGCUUUGCGGGAGUUCCAGACUGCCUACGAUGCCCUACCUUCUCAAGAUUCCAUCACGAGUCACCAGGAUUCUGGGGAUAUAGCGGUGGUAGUCCACUGGAUGAAAACGCUGUCCAUGGAGCUGUCCAAGUACUGCGUCGAGGGGUACGACAGCUUGUACGAGGCCUUCGAGCGGUCAAACCACAACAGCCAGCUCACCCAGGGCAUCGACGCCACCAAGCACGCCGUCAUGUGCUUUCAAACCAGUCAUUAUGUGGUGCAUUUGCUCCUGGAAGCGGUGCUGCAUGCUGUGGCCGACACGUCCAAGCAUGCCGAUGUCACGCUUUUCUUUCGCCGCGUCGAGAAGAUUGCAGGGUGGAUCGUGUUGAGCCUCCAAAACCCUGAAAUGGACAUUGGGUACUUUACGCAUCACAUUGAAGCGCUGUGUAGUGCCGUGCAGCAGUUGCUACAGAUACACGCUGCGUCGACAGAGGGGCUGGCCGCCGAUAACAACAUCAACAACAUGGGGGCUCCACUGACCCUCGUUAUAGAGACGUUGCACCUACAUUCGUGGAUGUGGGCGUUCGGGGGCUUCCGUCCUUAUAUCAAGGUAUCGUUAGGACCCAAGCGAGCAGCGUACACUGGUUUUCACAAGGACCUGUCGUCGACUGCCAAAUGCCGGUAUCCGCAACUCAAGACCCAGUGUGGCAACUAUAUUGCUACGAACCCAGCUAAUAGAGCGUUUAGCGUCAUGCCAGACGAGAUGACGGAAUCUGUGGAUGUACAAGUGUGGAUGUACAUUCCAUUUAGCCCUGUGGACAUGUGCAUCGGCCAGGCAUCGCUGACCAACUUGGCCCCGGGCGACCACUCGGUCGAGUUUUACCCCGUUCAACGGGAUAAGAUGCGCUUCGACCAACUCGACCCGUAUGGUGAAGUUAGUUUUCGAGUGUGUGUGCAGUCGCCCUCCGCAGUGUCACAUGAACAGCGUCACAUAUCACCCACGUUUCCGUUUUCCACGUGUGGAUCAUCCCAGCUGCGAUACAUGUGCUUUGUUGUGUGGACGGGGCUUCUUGUAGUUUGCAAAUGGGUUUGGAAAGCGAUUCACAUGCAAUCGACAGUACCGCCGCGACUGGCCAAGGUCGGUCGAGUGACCCAAGCCGCCCAGGAUGAAGAAGGACAAACAAGAAUCAACGCUACGUGGAGAGUUACCUCGUUAUGGACGACCGUGCAAUUCAUCUUUGAAAAGUGCACGACCAGAGACAAGUUGAUUGGAUCGUACGAUAAGCAAAGUGCAUAUGUCGAGUGCAAUCUCAUGAUGGCGCAGCUGUUGGCGUCGGAAGGGAGCGGGUCGUUUGCUUCGAUGACGCCCCUGGUCGUCGCCAUGUUGUCUGACCCCGGCAACCGCCGCCUGUGCGAUAUGACGUGGCGGUCUAUCUUGGCGACGGUGGAUUUGUACAUGCCUCGACGGUUGGCCUAUUUCAAGUCACAUUUGCAUGUCCACGAACCUCCCGCGCACGCCUCGUCGUCGACCUCUGUGAAGCACAAGUACCGGCUCAAGGAAGUGUGUAACGGUAUCGCAGGGUUGGAUUUCUUUGCCCAACACACCAAGACACCUCACGAUUCCAUUUUCAAACACUUUCGACCGACCGCGCUCGUGCAGCCGCAGCAGCACCACCGGAACGAUGUCGCAGUGAUCGUCGACACGUGGCGCCGCCGCCGCGGACUCAACUGGCAGCAGCUCGUGAUUCCGCACAUGUCGAUCUUUUCGCUGCCCCAACCUCGCCUGCCGGAAUGGUACGGGCUUGGGAAAAUGGUCGCCCCCGACAACAUCAACCAUUUUUUCUUGCAGCCCUUGGAGCGAUGGCAGGCCAUCUAUGUCAUCACCGAGUUUGUCAGUGGUUGCUUUAACCAACCCACGCUUCGACCCUACCACACAACACCGGCACCCCCCCAGCAAAGCAUCAGCAGCUCCACUGCACCGCGACGGCUCUCGGAGCGCCUCUCGUCGGCCAUCACGUCGGUCCAGCAUGUUUUGCUUACAAGUUCCCAUCGGAUUUCGUCGUCUAGCCCCACAUCUGCGGCGUUGGUGCUCGAACUUUCGUCGAAAUCCACCUACUUUCUUCGCAAAGCCCUCACCGAUCGUACCAACGACGCUGGUCGGCCAUCCAUUCAGCCGCUCAAACACAUUGAACGCAUCCGCAAGUGCCGCCUCGCGACCUAUUGCGACCUCGAUCCAUUUGAUGCCCGCUCCAAGCUCAAAGUAUUUAACGCUAGGGCCAUGCUCAUCCCCCCCGUGCUCUACACUGACGGACCGAUCGCCGAGGGCCUCCAUGCACUCGCGUGGGUGCUGCUUGCCGUGACCGUGUGGCGGCUGUCCUUAGCACGCGACGCCGUUCGGGAUGCCUCGCAGAUGUAUCACGGGCUUAUCCGCCAGACUCAUCCGCCGCCGCUUCCAUCUCGAAGGCGGAGCAACACGGUCGAAGUCGCGUCUUUGUUGCAACCACCCUCCAGUGUGUCGGCAACUGUCUUGCAAACGGAAAAGCAGCUGCGAUAUUACCUCGUCAUCACGCAACUCAAGGGGCUCGGGGUCGACCUGCUCUACAUUUGGCCGCCCGAGAACGGCAAGAUUGGCCUUGGCGGGUUCUGGUCGAGCUGGUGGUUCACUGCGAUAGCGUUUGGGUUCCCGUUUUUGUUUGAAUAUGCCGUGAGUCCGUACUUGAAGGCCUCGGUGGGCGUCGUGUCCGUCGGAAAGCUGUCGAUUUUGGCCUGUGUGUACGGCAUUCUAUGGGUCGUGCUCGCGUUUGUGUCUGUGGUGACCAUCACACGAAGUAUCCCUGGGUUUAACGACACCCGACGUGUGGACAAGAUCAACCUCACCGACUUUCCAUCGUGCUUGAAGAAUUACCUGGCCAUGGGCAGUAUCGGGUGGGAGCUGUUGCAGCUCAACUCGAUUCCGUGGCAAAUCUGGAAAUCCACGUAUUCCGUAAAGAAAUUGGGCGCCAUGGUCACGUUAGAUUUUGCCACGCUCGGCUUUGAUGGCGUGGAGCUCAACAUGUUUUUGAUCAAACAACGCAUUGCGUUCGUGUGCUUGUUGAUUUGGUUCUUCAGCUUGAAAGCGUCCAACAAGUUCAAGAGCUUUCCAUGGGUCAACUAUUUUAUCACGUUUUUAUUGCCAAGCUUCUUAAGCACGGGGUUGUUUAUGUUUUUGACCCAAGAAUAUUUGUACUCUGUCGCAUGUUAUCCUGUCAUGGACGCCAACGACACCAAAGUCUAUAUGUUGUGGUCCACUGACAUUCCAUUCUUGUGCUGGACAAGCGACCACUGGCCAUUUGCAUUGAUUGGCAUGUUUGGCAUUGGGCUGUUCAUUCCACUGGCAGUGCUGUCGUCUGGGAGUCACCAGCUGGCAUUUCCCCAACUCGACCUGGACAUUCAAUGCUCCCCAUUGUUUGGGAUGAUCAGCCAACUGGUCAAAGGGCUGAUGAUCGGCGCCAAAACCUUCUUCGCCACCAACAUCCGUAUGUACCUGCUCGUGGCGUUGGCUGGCGACUUGCUGUUGUUUGCAGUGCAUUAUCGCUUUCCCCAAGCGUGUUCCACUAGGCAUGUGCGGAGUGCCAAGUUAGUCGUGUACGCACUCAGUUUUUGGAGCGCCCUGUGUGCUACCGUGUCGACGUUCAUGUCAAAGGAAGACAUUCCACUCAUCGUCAUGUAUGUGGGUCAUGUCGUCAUCUUGGGAGGUGUGGCGGCGGGGCUAUUGCAAUGGAAAAAGCACCCGUGGCUCAAUCGGCAAACAACCACCGCCAAACUAUAA
Messenger RNA from Aphanomyces astaci, 19728 nucleotides. RefSeq lists its product as hypothetical. Bases 1 to 19728 code for a protein of 6575 amino acids. The transcript has 26 exons. The record is from RefSeq and is a predicted model, not a curated record. Lineage: Eukaryota; Oomycota; Saprolegniomycetes; Saprolegniales; Verrucalvaceae.